UGAAGGAAAGUAUUCGCGGAAACAAAUUUAAGAAAUAAGGAUAGAUUAAUUGCCUCCAAAUGGGUGCCAAUGAAUCAUUGGAGGAAAUUGUUGCUAUGGAAAAUUACCAGUGGUAUGCAAAAUUCAUGAAAGAAUGUCCAUCUGGACAACUCACCAUGUAUGAAUGCAAGAAGAUCCUUGGCCUUGAAAAUGCAACUACGCAGGCAAAUAAUUAUGUUGAGAAAGUAUUCAAUAUUUUUGAUACAAAUAAGGAUGGAUUUAUUGAUUAUUUGGAGCUUUUAGCUGCUAUAAAUCUGGUGAUACGAGGGAAAAUUGACCAAAAAUUGAAAUGGUAUUUUAAGCUUUAUGAUAUUGACGGGAGUGGAACAAUUGAUAAAAAAGAAGUAAUAAGCAUGUUAAUGGCUAUUCAAACCCUCAGUAACAACCAAGAGAUGAGUCCUGAAGAAUUGACAAACCUGAUUUUUCAGAAGAUAGAUGUAAACAAUGAUGGGGAACUGACCUUAGAAGAACUCAUGAAUGGAGUGGAAAAGGAUGAACAUUUCCGGGAAAUUAUUUCAAAGAGCUUUGAGCUCUCCAGUGUACUGAAAAUUUUACAAAGUGAGAGAAGACACAGCGUCUGACACAUAUUAUAAAUGGCACUUGUGACAAAAAGAACAAUUCAAGGAAUAGAAUAUCAAAUACCAAGACUGACUGUUACAUUUCCCAUCUACUAUUCAAAGCAUAAGACGGUCUAGACAGAUGAUUACUUCAGAAGCAUUCUUCAUUUAUUGUCCCUUCCUUUUCUUUCUCACAACGUACAAUAGCUUUGUCUACAUAUAUAACAAAAAUCUUUUUAGUGCAGAAUGAAAUAAACACAGCACAUAACACUUGGUAUUGGGACAAUAUAUCCAAAUAAGUAGAUCAAUACAAUUGGAAUUGGGAAGAUAUCUCUCUAGAAGAUAGAGAAUAGAUAAAUUACUUAAAUAUUAUUCAUUUAACUUGAAAUUUGGAACAUGGUGAUAAAGUAUUAUAUAGGACUGGCCUAUUUAGAUCAGUUUAGGGUGAAAUAUGUUUUUGCAGUAACUUAAUAUCUAUACCGAUCCAUUUAAAAAUAGGAGUAAUUCUUCUAAUUAACACCUCAGUUAGUUUAACCGGCUAAAUAGAAAUAACUAUUUGGAAAAGCAGUUAGUUACUUUGAUGUUAUGGGAAUUAUUUCAAAAGUAAAUUAACAUGUUGUAAUGGUUUAGUUUUUAAAGGGUUUUUUAAGGGUUACAGUUAAAAAAAAUAAAUCGCUUUUUAAAAAAAAAACUUUAAUUCAUCAUGAAAUCAGACAAAUUUGAUGAAAUAAUUAAGAAGAUGCAUUUCAAAACUUUGUCUUCAGCUAUCAAAGAUUUAUUCAAAUAUAUUACAUGAAACAUAUAGCAACAAAAGAAUUUAAAAUUACCACUUCUGAAAUUCUAGAGCAAAGGCCAAUGUUCUUUCCUGCUUGCGUAUCUUUUUCUUUUUCUUGCUUUUGAAGAAGCAUCAUUUUCAGCCAUUCCAAAAUUACAUAUUUGCACAUCAAGUAAAACUUUCCUUUUUCUGGCUAUUGGCUUAUGGCAACAUCCUUUACAGUAAUGGUGCAGGAAUACAUACAGCCAUGCAUGCACUCUUAUCACUCUUAAAGUUUUCUGAAUAUGAAAAAAAGACGAAAUCUUCAGACACUAGAACAAUUUGUAAUUCCUAUGUUCAGAUUUGCCACCUAAGUAAUUCCCCUAACUUUAUAAACUAAUCAUGCUAAAAAUUCUCUCCUUUUCCCUCUCAGCCGAGGAAGAGGGAAAAAACUGGGCACAAUUCUUUAUUCCGUCUGACAUAUUAUUGAUAGUUUCCCAAAUCCGGAAAUGAGAAAGUCCAAAAUAAAUGUUCAUCGCACUAAGCUAUUGAAAGUAGCUUAACGAUACCCAAAAGGCUUGUUUCUCUCUCUCUCCUAAAACAUAAAUAUUUUUCGUUCCUACCCAGAAAUUUAAAUUUCUGUUCUUGAACUAGGCUAUGGUUACUAGCCCUCAACCUCCUUAGCACAUGUUUAUUUAUAUGAAUGCUACAUUUUAAAAAUCUCUUGGUUUUUUUGCUAUCACAGGAAGCUUUAAAAAUUAUAUCAUUUGGAUUUUUUUUCUGCAUUCAUUACAAAUACACUCUGUACAUUUUAUUAAAGUGAACCUCUUUUUGAAAUCUCAUUUCCCUGAACUUUCUCAUAAUUAUUCUUUG
Molecule: messenger RNA, 2223 nt
Organism: Pantherophis guttatus
Lineage: Eukaryota; Metazoa; Chordata; Lepidosauria; Squamata; Colubridae
Gene: GUCA1C
Product: guanylate cyclase activator 1C
Molecular function (GO): calcium ion binding; calcium sensitive guanylate cyclase activator activity
Source: RefSeq, a predicted model, not a curated record